CAAACCUACAGCCAGGAACUUGGAUAAAAGACGGCAGGUUUUUUGACCAGACGACUCUUUAUAUGAAUGUUCUUUCUCCCGUUCAACUCAAUUCACUUGCGCUCCCAUUCAAGCACAGUCACGUCCAUAUUUCACUUGAUUCAUAAGCUUGGUGCAUAUAUACCCCCCUUCCACGGUUUCUUCUCUUCUGUCUAUUUCACAUCUAUACUCAGAACAACGAGAAAAGCUCCUGAGGUUCCACAAGCCACAUAAACUUGUUAGCAUUGCACAGGACGCACGUUCACACAAGUGUCUACUGGUUUGCAGACCAUCCCUGGGUCGUGACGCAGCUCAACCCCCAAUUCUUGCUUCACCCCGCAAAUACAACCACCUCACCUCAACCCCUCCACUUGACCCCCCAAGACAACCUUCACAAUGACAACCUUCGCCAAAACCGGUUUCAACGCGCUCUCCUACGCCGCCUUCCGCCCAACCUACCCACCCCAAGUCUUCAAAACAGUCCUCACCUACCACCGCGGUCCCUCCUCCCUCCUCCUCGACUUAGGCUGUGGCCACGGCCUCAUAUCCCGCGAACUUUCUCCCUCCUUCACCCGCGUGCUCGCCACCGAUCCCUCAUCCUCCAUGAUCACGCAAGCCACGUCCUCUACUCCCCCCUCCAAGUACCCGAACAUCGAAUGCCGACAAGCGUCCGCAGAAGACCUAUCUUUCAUCCCAGACGGGACCCUCGAUAUGGUGGUCGCUGGGCAGGCGGCGCACUGGUUCGAUUACAGCAAGGUGUGGCCUGAACUUGGGCGGAAGAUGAGGAAGGGCGGUACGCUAGCAUUCUGGGGAUACAAGGAUAACACUUUCGUUGAGAAUCCCAAGGCGACGAAGAUAUUGGAUCAUUACUGCUAUGGCGAAGAAACGAUGGGGCCGUAUUGGGAGCAGCCCGGACGGAAUAUUCUGAGGGAUAAGUAUCGGGAUAUUUCGCCGCCGGAGAAAGAGUGGGAGGAUGUGGUGAGGGUGGAGUAUGAGCCGGGGACGGAGGGAAAGGGGAGUGGUGAGGGGGAGGUGUUGAUGAGUCGAAGGAUGAAGUUGGGGGAGGUGGAGAGAUAUUUGAGGACGUUUAGUGCGUAUCAUGAUUGGAAGGCGGAGAAUGGAGCGGAGAGGGAUAUUUUGGAUAGGAUGUUUGAGGAGAUGGUGGAGGGGGAGCCGGAGUGGAAGGCGGCGGGGGAGAAGUGGAGGGAUGUUGAGGUUGAGAAUGAGUGGGGAAGUGUGAUUUUGAUGGCGAGGAAGAAGUAGGGGAUGGGGUUGGCAUCUCUGGCUUGUUUUCCUCUGCGGAGCAGAUGGGCGAGCAUUGGCCCUGAAGGAUAUGCAUGUUUUCUGGAGGAUUUUAUAUCCGAUGUUCUUCUGAUCUGGAUUGAGACCACGACUUUCAGCUCGUGAAGGAUGACGAUUUUCAAUAUAUGAAAUCAUAUUGCAUGGCUUUUUCAGCGACGUAGCUCUUGGAGUUGGGUUAUCGGAGACGGCACUCGAAUCUCUCUUCUUUGGUAAUUGAUACCGUGUAUCAAUAAUAGAACAAUAGAACAUAAAAUCGCUGCUUUUCAG
Molecule: messenger RNA, 1587 nt
Organism: Mollisia scopiformis
Lineage: Eukaryota; Fungi; Ascomycota; Leotiomycetes; Helotiales; Mollisiaceae
Product: putative Trans-aconitate 3-methyltransferase
Exons: 2
Coding region: 415-1281 (288 amino acids)
Molecular function (GO): S-adenosylmethionine-dependent methyltransferase activity
Source: RefSeq, a predicted model, not a curated record